GCUGCCUACUGACGUCAGCCCGUUCUCAACGUACGUACACCGUGCUCGCGCCUGCCCUUCAGAUCCGUCCACAUCCUGCUAAGCUCACCUCCGAAGUGCAGCAACCAUGGCUCUGCUGAAGUCCAACAAGGUGAUCUCCAGCCUGGGGAAUGUUUGCCCGGCCCUGGGAGCUCUGUCCAUCCGCUACAGCUCUUGGUGGGCUGGAGUGCAGAUGGGUCCCCCAGACCCCAUCCUGGGGGUGACAGAGGCCUUCAAGAGGGACACAAACCCCAAGAAGAUGAAUCUGGGAGUUGGAGCCUACAGAGAUGACCAAGGAAAGCCGUUCGUUCUCACCUGCGUUCGCAAGGCAGAGGCUCUGAUUGCAUCCAAACAGCUCGAUAAGGAGUAUCUCCCCAUCGGUGGUCUAGGUGAAUUUAACAAAUCCUGUGCCCAGCUGGCUCUUGGUGCUGACAAUGAGGUGUUAAAGAGUGGCAGGAGCAUCACUGUUCAAACAAUCUCAGGAACUGGAUCUUUGCGUAUUGGAGGAAACUAUUUGGCUCGAUUCCAUUCAGGCCCACUUGACGUGUAUCUGCCUAAACCUUCCUGGGGAAACCACACGCCCAUCUUCAGAGAUGCUGGCAUGCAGCUCAAAGCGUACAGAUACUACGACCCCUCCACCUGUGGCUUUGACUUCAAAGGGGCUCUGGAGGACAUUUCUAAAAUCCCAGAGAAGAGCGUAAUUCUGCUUCAUGCAUGUGCUCACAACCCCACGGGUGUGGACCCCAGGCCCGAACAGUGGAAAGAGAUUGCUGACAUUGUCAAGAAAAGAAACCUGCUGGUGUUCUUCGACAUGGCGUAUCAGGGCUUCGCUAGCGGCGACAUCGACCGUGAUGCCUGGGCUGUACGCCACUUCAUCGAGCAGGGCAACAACAUCCUCCUGUCUCAGUCCUUUGCUAAGAAUAUGGGCCUGUAUGGUGAGCGUGUGGGAGGCUUCACUGUUGUGUGCAGCGAUGCAGAAGAGGCAAAAAGGGUUGAGUCUCAACUUAAGAUCCUGAUCAGGCCAAUUUACUCCAAUCCACCAGUGAACGGCGCCAGAAUCGCUUCGACCAUUCUGAACACACCAGACCUGCGCUCUGUCUGGCUGGAGGAAGUCCAUGGUAUGGCCAACCGCAUCAUUAAGAUGAGAGAACAGCUGGUGGCAGGUUUGAAAAAGCAGGGUUCCUCCCACAACUGGCAGCACGUCAUCGACCAGAUUGGGAUGUUCUGCUUCACGGGGCUCAAACCCGAACAGGUUGAGCGUCUGACGAAGGAGUUUUCUGUCUACAUGACCAAGGAUGGUAGAAUUUCCAUGGCAGGCGUGUCCUCGGGAAAUGUGGGCUACCUGGCCGAGGCGAUCCACGCAGUCACCAAGUAGAGAGGAAGAACAUCCGAAUCAAAGCUGCAGCGUUGAGGAGCGUCAUGCGUUACUCCUCCAUUCCACCUUUUUAGAGAAGAGCUCGGCCUUUAGUCGUUCCUUUUCUUAUCUGGAUUUCAUAAUUAAAUUUAACGGUUGUUUAUUUUCGGGUUUUUCAGCUUUUUCACUGAUCGGGAUCCCCUAGCAAAGUAAAAAAAAUCAGUUUUUCCUUUUUGAGCUCGAUAUCCUAUUUAUUACACGGAGUCAUCUGUGAACUAUUGUCCUACUAAAUGUACACUCUUGACCUGCUGUGGGCUCAUUCACCCAUUUAAACAACAAACACCUUGAGGUAAUCUAUAAUAGCUUCAGAUGCAGGUUGAGAUCUCUGUUUCUUUGUGGAAGCUUGUAGGAAAAGCUUUAUUUUUUUAUUAGAUUUAUGUAAUAAUGGUGGUGUAGCACUUAAAACUAUGUGUGACAAUGUUUAAGUUUGGAAUUACUGGAUAUAUAGGUAUUUGUCAGGUUAUCUAUUAGUUUAACCUGAUCAGUCAUUCAGUUCUUUAUUGUUUAUUUGUCUUUAUUUACAAAUGGCUCUUCUCUUAUUUUCAGUUCUUUUCCUACAGGUUUUGUAAAUCUUAUGGUUUCAAUCUAAGUGACCACAAGGCAGCAGUCUCAGCUGGUCUUUUGAAAACCCUGAAUGCUAAAUAAGCACCAAAGUCAAGAGUGAAACAAAAGUAAGCAGAGUACUGAAACACUAUAUCAUUGACUGACUUCUGUUUAAUACAUUUCCAUGUUUUUUAAAAUAUCAUACCAAUGAAUUUGGAUUGUCAACAGCUAUGUUUACUGUCUCGUCUCGGAAGGAAAAAGGUCAUUCGUUUGCUCAGACGUCUUGUUUCAGUGUUUGCAUCUCUUCUUGAAACUGGGAGACACUGAUUAUAAUGUGAGUUUGAUUCCCUUUGCUCAUAUUUCUGGAGCUUUGUCUCUAUGCUGGUGCAUCCUGUGUGAUCUGAAGGUCAUGGGUCAUGUACACUGCAGAACAAAUAAAUCAUUCGAAGAGUC
Molecule: messenger RNA, 2428 nt
Organism: Nothobranchius furzeri (turquoise killifish)
Lineage: Eukaryota; Metazoa; Chordata; Actinopteri; Cyprinodontiformes; Nothobranchiidae
Gene: got2b
Product: glutamic-oxaloacetic transaminase 2b, mitochondrial
Biological process (GO): L-aspartate catabolic process; biosynthetic process
Cellular component (GO): mitochondrion
Molecular function (GO): pyridoxal phosphate binding; L-aspartate:2-oxoglutarate transaminase activity
Source: RefSeq, a predicted model, not a curated record